AUGCCUUCUUUCGCGACCUUCGUCGUUUUCCUCAUCCUUGCGCUUGCGCUCCUCGUCGUUCUUCCAAAGCUUCGAGCCGCCGAAUCGAAUUCCGUCAAGCCACUCACGGUCAGGAUCAUUCCUCCAAAGAGUGUCUCUGCUGUCACUCCGGUGAUGGCGGAGCCUCUUCGAGCCCCUGUCCCACGUGUCGAGACAAUUGUUGCUUUCGCACAGCAACUUUCGAUCAGCGACCCGACUGCAGAAGUUGAUGACCUGCUCUCCUCCUUCUCCUCCUUCUCGAUGAAAGCAACUCUUCCACGGUCUUGCUUGAAACGGGAUCGCCGCACGCCUAGCCACCGCCGCGUGCACUUUCAGAGAGAGACUAUUUCCGAAGUCCAUCUGAUUGAGACCUCGCCAGGAAAGAUUGUGCGAAGUGGGGAUACUUCAAGCUCUAUUCGACCACACAUACCUGGGAACACGUUCUACCGUUCUCAUCCCAAUGGCCAACUUUACAUGCUCAAAACUGACGGAGUCUUCAAUUCUCCUGGCCCAUCGCACUUGCACCCCCUGCGAUGCGGCAACAUCAGGAAUUACGGCAGAUGCGAGUCUUGUUUCGUUCCACGGCAACAUAAUGUGUUGGUUGAUAGAGAUUGCAAGGAUUUCCGUUCCAUUCCAACUCCAAGGACCUGGCCGGCGAACUUGCCCUACUACACUUGA
This is a messenger RNA of Hyaloscypha bicolor E, 696 nucleotides long. RefSeq lists its product as uncharacterized. The transcript is spliced from 3 exons. NCBI's taxonomy places the organism in Eukaryota, Fungi, Ascomycota, Leotiomycetes, Helotiales, Hyaloscyphaceae. The record is from RefSeq and is a predicted model, not a curated record. Bases 1 to 696 code for a protein of 231 amino acids.